Messenger RNA from Rhineura floridana, 10800 nucleotides. RefSeq names its product natriuretic peptide receptor 3 (gene NPR3). Lineage: Eukaryota; Metazoa; Chordata; Lepidosauria; Squamata; Rhineuridae. The coding region runs from base 516 to 2105 and encodes 529 amino acids. The transcript has 8 exons. Gene Ontology annotation, cellular component: membrane. Gene Ontology annotation, molecular function: natriuretic peptide receptor activity; peptide hormone binding. Gene Ontology annotation, biological process: vasodilation; regulation of blood pressure. The record is from RefSeq and is a predicted model, not a curated record.
CACAACCCCGGCCUCGCAGCGCCAUGUGUGCGGCGACCAGGCGCGCGGGCUGCCGCCACACUAUUUAAGCGGAGGCUAUGCGACCAGGAGGAUCAACGGAGGUCCACCUAGAAGAUCACUCGGGAGGCAGAGAAGCUGGGGACGGGGGCGGCGGAGGAGGACGAGGAGGGGGAGGAGGACGAAGAACGAGGAGGCGGCGGCGGAGGAGGCGGAGAUGCCGCUUUCGCCCCCAUCACCACCGCCGCACCAGGGACAAGUCGCGGGAGAGUUGGAGUUGAGUUGCAAAACAUCCCUCCCCCACCUUUAAAAAUAAAAAAGCGACAUAUUCACUACUAGACCUCAAGAAGAGUGAAAACGGGGGAGGGGGGAGUAAAGACGAGCCGCCCCCUUUUCUUGGAUCCAUACAAACUUUGCCGAGCUUGAUUGCGCUUUACUCUCGGCACCUUUUUGGACGCAGUUACAUUUCCCGCGCAGGGCACAUCCAGGCGCCCUUUCCCCCUCGUCGCACCGCAGCCAUGCCCUCCUUUCUCUUCCUGAGUUUCUUUGCUUGCAGCCUGCUGGCUUGGCUGCUCCUCGCAGGCGGGAGUAACAGCAGCAGCAGCCGCCGCCGCCCGGGCGUGGAACAGCAGGAGGAAGCGCGCGAGGAUCAAGCGCUGCGGGUGCUGGUGCUGCUCCCCAAGGACAACGCGUACCCGUUUUCCCUGGCGCGGGUCCGGCCGGCCAUCGAGUACGCGGUGCGGAGCCUGGAGGCGAACGCGACGCUUCUGCCAGCGGGCCACACUUUCCGGCUCUUCUACCACGACUCGGAUUGCGGCAAUGGGGCGUUGUUCAGCCUGGUGGAUAUGGUCGCCUUGAGCGGGCAGUGGCCGGACCUGCUGCUGGGGCCCGUCUGCGAAUACGCGGCCGCGCCGGUAGCGCGCCUGGCCUCCCACUGGAACCUGCCCAUGAUCUCGGCCGGCGCGUUGGCUGCCGGCUUCAGCACGAAGACGGGCGAAUACUCGCACCUGACCCGGGUCGCUCCGGGCUACGCCAAGAUGGGCGAGAUGUUCCUGGCGCUCUUCCGGCACCACAAGUGGAAUCGGGUCAUGCUGGUCUACCACGAAGACAAGGAGCAGCGCAGCUGCUUCUUCGCCGCCGAGGGCGUCCACGUGGUAUUCCGAGAAGCUGGCCUCCACAUGGACGACUUCGCCUUCGACGAGAGCGGCAAGUACACGGACGACGUGGUGCGCGCCAUCCAGGGCGGCGAGAGAGUUGUGAUCAUGUGUGCCAGCAGUGACGCAAUAAGGAGCAUCAUGUUGGCUGUGCAUCGGCAAGGAAUGACCAAUGGAGACUAUGCUUUCUUCAAUAUUGAACUCUUCAACAGUUCAUCAUACGGAAAUGGCUCAUGGAAGAGAGGAGACAAAUAUGACCUUGAAGCAAAGCAAGCGUACUCAUCCCUCCAUACAGUCACACUACUGAGGACAGUGAAACCCGAAUUUGAGAAGUUUGCCAUGGAGGUGAAAAGUUCUGUUCAGAAACAAGGAAUAAGUGAUGAUGAUUAUGUUAACAUGUUUGUGGAAGGAUUCCAUGAUGCUGUUAUCCUCUAUGUUCUGGCCUUACGUGAGGUUCUGAAGAAUGGUUUCACUAAGAAAGAUGGAGACAAGAUUGUCCAUCAGACAUGGAACAGGACGUAUGAAGGCAUUGCAGGGCCAGUAUCCAUAGAUGCCAAUGGAGAAAGAUAUGGGGAUUUCUCUGUGAUUGCAAUGACUGACCCAGAAACUGGAAUGCAGCAGGUUGUUGGGAACUAUUAUGGAAAGCAGGGACAGCUUGAAAUGCUUCCAAAUGUUAAUUACCCCUGGGAACACAAACUGAGACUAGAUGACAGCCGUGGUUUGGAGCACCCAAGCAAUAUACCCUGCAAAUCAUCAGGUGGCCUAGGAGAGUCAGCAGUUACAGGAAUUGUUGUGGGUGCCUUGCUAGGAGCAGGACUGUUGAUGGCCUUCUACUUUUUCAGAAAAAAAUACAAAAUAACUAUUGAGAGGCGAAGUCAACUGGAAGAAUACAACAUUGGCAAGCACUGGCAAUUACGAGAAGACUCUAUAAGGUCUCACUUUUCUGCUGCAUGAAGGAAACAAGUUGAUGUUUUUGUGUGUGUGGAAGAAAUCUGUAGACAAACGGACACUACCAAAGACAGCAACAGAAAAGAAGAAGCUCAUUAAGAACUCAGCAUUUUAAAAGUAGAGUAACUCUGUCUUAAUUCCUUUCAGAAACUCAGGAAUGAUUUACUAGCCACAUUAUGCCACAUGGCCUUUUUAUCUUGUGGAAAGGAAAAUGGCAAAAGAAAGGGUGCAUUUUUUCCUCUGCAAGAUGGUUUUAACACUUGGUGUAUAUCCAAGACAGGUUGCUUUGGUCAGCCAUUUUGUUUCUUGGAAAUGUGAAUGGUUCGUUGGAUGGACCUUUGUUAGCUGCGCCUCACACCAGAUUAUAAAAGGAAUGUGAUCUCAGAGACACAGAUGCUGCUUUUUAGCAGGAACAGAAAUAUGUUCAGUAUUGAACAGUGGGGAUAAGGAAGGAAGGGUGUUUGGAGGUAGUACAAGACAAUAUAAUUUAUGGGAAAAGGCAGACAUGUCUUUGUUUGUGGAACAUAAAGAAUCCCAAAGCUGAGGAAAAGCAGGAUUUGGUUAGAAGGACCUAUUUACACAACAUAUUAGUUUGGAAGAUCAUUCCCUGUGAAAGACUUCCCUCACAAAUUGGUUGGGGAUUGAUGUAAACAGGACAACUGCUUGCCUGUGUUCCUAGGGAAGGAAUCUGGGGUUUAAGAGAAUUCCCAUUUACAUGGAAUUUUUAUUUUCAGGAAGCUCCCUCCUCUACAUAAUUUCCAUGGCUUGUUUAUAGGAAUCCUGUCAUAGAGAUCACUGCAGGAUUAUGCAUUCCCUGGUUACAUGUCUCCUGCUUUUAAAUCUGUUGGGUGUUCCUUGUGUAAGAGAAACACAAAAGAGUUCCAGAAAAGAGGCGGAGAUGUAGGCCUAAUCUGCACAUAAUGAUGACAUGAUGUGAAAGAAUCCUGAGAUUAUAGCCUUACUACUUCAGAGUACAAAUGUGUGGGAGAGGGUACCAUUUCUGAAUUCUCUCCUAAGUAAAAAAGCAACAACUGUGCAAAUAGAAUAAAAACCUAGUGAAUUGGAGAAGAUUCUAGGCUGCCCCUUUAAUGAUGUACUAAGUUUCUACUUAAAGACUGGUUUUUACACAGGGGAGCAUUCAAAAAUACAAUUACCUUUACCUGCUUGCUGAAGUGAUAUAGUCUAUUCUGCCAGCUCAUUGUCACCUCAUUCUGUUUUAUGUGUAGACCAAGCUUUACUAUUGCCAAUGACAGUAAAUGAGAUCUGCCUCGGGCAAAGCACCUUACGAUGAUCUCUCUAUGUACAUACAGAUAUGUACACAUACACACACAACAACUGGAAGUUCAGAUGAAGUUCUGGCGCCCUCCGUUUUUUUUCCUGAAGUUGCCCUACUGAUUCUUCAGCAUUUUGGUUCCCACUGCUGAAAUGAAAACUGGUGAACAAGGCGAGAACUAUGAUCUGUGUAGGGUUGUGUGUGUGCCAUGCAGACGGGAGGUUCUUGGGGACUGCAUAAAGAAGCUUUUUUAAAAAACAAACAAAUAGGCCAUUACUCAGCAGUAUGUUCCAUUGAAACCUGUGGUACUUACUUCCAAGUGAAAUGAGUAUAGAGUCAGGAUGCAAUAUGCCAUCCCCACUCUGAAUUCUUCAACCGGAAGUAAACACCCCAUGGCCACUGUCAAGACCUGAGUGUGGCUCAAACUAUGUAAAUAUUAAGUAUCAGAGAGGUUUUGUACAGUAAAGGCAACUCAAAAUGUUUUUGUUGUAUAAAAGAUGGCACUCUGGGUUAACAUUUUAUUUUUAGGUAUUCUUAUAUUUUUCUAUUAAGGAAAAGAUUUAGAAAGUAAAGAUGAGAAUGUGGUUGAAGAGCUAUUUUUCUUUUUGAAAGUGUGAACAACAUUGAGCACAAAACAUCUUAGCUGUAAAUAAAACUUGUAUCUUUUGCCUUUGCAUAUUGGGCUAGUCCUCCCCCUCCCCUUCUUCCUUUACCCAGACAUAGAUCUCUCAUUCAGUGGCAAGAUUCCUUUGAUUAUCUAGAAUGGAGCUGUGGAACCUGUGGCCUCCAGAUGUUCCUGGACUAUGCCUUCCAUCAUCUUGACCAUUGGCCAUGGGGCUCAUUGGAACUGGAGUCCAACAACACCUGGAAGGCCACAGUUUCCCCAUCCCAUAGAGGAGAGACUUCAUGCUAAUAAUCCCAGGCUUUCUCUAACAGGAAUUGUAUAACCAUCUCUUUUAUUUGAAGGAUAAAUGAAUCACAAGGUUUUAGCAACCUUUCUGAUCUAUGCUAGUUUUUAAAAUACGUUUAGAUCAGCUUUUUUUUUUAAAGUCAGUCUUCGGCUAUUUCUUUCUACAUUGACUCAUGAACAGUACAGAAGCGAUAGAAACCAGCUAGUGGUUACCAGAAAGGUAAUGUGUGCUCUGGUUACUCCUGGCCAUUCACAGCAGCCACACACCUGCAAGGUGUUACCUCUUGCAACCCCCUUCCUCUACCAUGAUCUCAUGUCUCCUGCUGGUAAGAAUGUCAGCUGUGCCUCGUGUGUGUCCUCAUUUGCCAUUCAGGAGAGGUGGCACACCACCACACCGGCCCACAAACCGAGCACAUUGUAGAUUAUUCUGGAGUAUGAACUGAAUGCAUACCCUAAAACAUGCUCACAGCUACUCUGCAUGAAAAGUGGAGUGUGUAACUCAAGAGCUACAAUACACUCAACCUUGAACUGUGGCUGCACAUUGCAGGGGAAGAUGGCAGUCUAGCUGUGUUUCAGGGAAGUUUGUCAAUUCUUGCUUACCUUCUUACUGAAGAAGCCCUGAUAACUUCCAGGGCACACCAGAGUUCCUUGGCAUACAAUUUGAAAACCACUGGUUUAGAUUGUAAGUAAUCCAUUUUUUCAACAGUAUUCUGCUCUUUUCCUAAGUCAGUGUAUGCUAUUUUUUUCAGUCCUUUAGCUUUCACAGCUGGUUCUCCAGUGCUAAUACUAUUCUUAGGUUUCACACUUUUUAAGGAAGUAAAAACAAAACACCACCAAAACCUGCUUCAUUAAAAUGAAUCAUACAUGCAUACAUGCACAAACCAGACAAAUAGGCCAGUAGACAUGCUUAAGUACAACUGAAAUGAAAGCAAAUUGCUUUGUCCAGUUAAAAUCAAGGUAACUAUGCGCUGGAUUGUUGCCAAAACUUACAAAUACUACACAGAAGGAUGUGAUGAUAUUUAAUUUAAGGAUUGUACACCAAUCUAAGUGCUCACACUGAGCCAACUGAAAGAAAGACAGUAAAUUAGGUUGGAUACACAUUUUAUUGAACCAGCAGCUGUUAGUGGGAGUGUCAUGUUUUUCAACUUGAUACAGACCUUCAGCAGGUUCAAACAUUCACAUUUGCCAACAGAAAUUGCACCAAUAGGAAGAAUUGGCUUAUCGAUUUCCUCUUUUCCCCCUGAGUUCUUUGAAAAUUGGCACAAGCAUAAUCCAGAAAACAACAUUACAGCUGCUAUCCUUUAUCAUUCACACUAGUGGACUGAUAGAAAUUUUGUUUGCAAAUAGGAAUGUUAUGAGAAAUCAGGCUCCUAAAUGUUUUUUUAAAAAUUGUUUUACUUAUUUUGGUACUAUAGUAACAUGCACCACCUUAAAUUUGGUCAAGCUUAUUCAAUGAAUAUUCAGCCUAAAUAGAGAAACACCCCCAACAUUGGCUUCAGUGAUGUGAUCUAGUCUUGCAGGAACAUUCACGUUUUAUCAUGUAAAAAACAAAGGAACAUUUUGGUUACCUCCAUGCCAUUCAUUUACAGCACAUUUAAAGCACACUGCUUUCCCCAAAGAAUCCCGGGAACUAGUUUGUUAAGGGUGCUCAGAAUGUAGUUUACCCCUCACAGCACUACAAUUCCCAAUGCCCUUAACAAACUACAGUUCCCAGAAUUCUUUGGGAGAAGCCAUGUGCUGUAAAUGUGUGGUGUGAAUGUGACCAUAGUUUCAUUUUACAUUUCCAGAAGUAGUUACUUACUGCAAGUUGGCCUAAGACUUAUUUUUGAAUCCCUCAUUUUUAAAGUACUUGCAAAAUUUAAUGAGUUAAUACAACCAAUGCCAAAUCACUAGUAGGAUGCAUCUAGAUCAAGAGAUCUAAGAAACACAUAAACUUUUUAUUGUCAUUGUUUGGCAGUGAUUCUUUUUCAUAGUUUUUCUAGGUGUUCUUCCUUGAAAAAUGACAUAUUGAGGAAAUUUGAACAUGUUAAUGACAAUUCUGCAAAUGAUUAAGAUGUCAUUUCCUCUAAAGACUUAACUUUUGUAAAUCUAGAUUAAGGGUUUUAAUCCCUGUGGAUUUAACUCUAAUGAGCAACCAGGCUAAUUAGUAAUCCUUCCUGUUCUACAUAAAGGUUCCUUGCAUUUAGUCUUGAAAAUAAAGUCAAAAUGAGGCUUUCUAAAGUGAACUGUUACGUAGAUACCUUGUUUUUGAAUACAAAAUUAUUUCUUAAAAGCACUUUCCUACUGGUGCACACAGACAUUUAGAGCAUAUAAACAGUCUCUGAAAGGUGCUCCUUUAAAGCUGUACACUGUAAAAUUUACAGUAACCACUAAUGCUAAUGUUCUACAUCAAAGGCUUAAAUAUCUUAGUGAUUUUGAUACUGCUGAGAUUCAUAAGUUAAGCUACAGUACUUACAUUGUGGGGAUUUACUAGGUGCUGUAAUAUAGUAAAGAAAUAAAAUGCUUGUUUAGUGUUCCCAUGAUAUACUUUUCCUAAAAGACACUUGAGCAAACAAAGGAAAUGUAUCCAGUAGGGCAUUUUUAAAGAGAAUUUUAAGAAAAUGUAAGCUGGAAUUCACAAGGGCAGGAACAAGAGAACAGGAUGCUGGACUAGAUGGGCCACUGGCCUGAUCCAGCAGGCUCUUCUUAUGUUCUUAAACCAUGGAGAGUAUCAUUAAUCCACAUAUCCUUAAAUCAUGCUACUUCCUUUAAUAUGUCGUACAGACAGCAGAUCACGACUUAAAUUUUUGUUUAUAUCAGGAUGACCAGUUUGUAACUUAUACAUGCUAGAAUAUUACUUUCACUAUCUAAAUUUUUCCUCUGACUUAAGCAGAAGAAGAAUCAUACUACAUAUUCCAGUUUCAGUGGCCUUCCAAGAGCCUUGUCUCACAAUGGUCACAAUCAAGAGAAGACAAGUUCAUAUGCUUGUAUGAUUCACUUUUGUACCUCUGGGCUUUCUCUUGGAUUUCCAUGGAUGAAACCACUACAUUCCUUUUGCCUACUUCUCCAAGUAUGAAAAGAGAUUUGGAAAGCCAAAUAGAAGUUGUCGCUUCCAAAGAAAACAAAGAAGAAAAUCCAAGUGCAUAAUUCUGUGAUUACAUCCGUUGUUAUUUUCUCUCACAGGUGUGUUCCCAAUGUGUGCAAAGAGUGCAUACCCAAAAGUCAGAUAGGGAUAGAGUACUGGGAGUAACGAUGCCAGCAGAGUUCUCUGAGCCAUGCUCAGAAACAAACUUUGGGGGCCCAGAAAAUGCAUGUCAAAAGAAGAGGUGAAUUUUUACAAAUUCAAACGUCCUCUCCUCUCCGGAUCAAAAUCCAAGAAGGAAUGGACUUUGCAGCUUCCCCAGCCUGUCUCUACUGCCUUUCCUGCAUCCUCCAAAAUUGCCCUCCAUUGCCCAAACACACUACCCCUUUUCUCUUCCCUUCCAUUGUCAGCAAUUGUAUGAAUCCUUGAAAGAACACCGGUCCCCAUAGCCCACCACAUCCUAUUACUCUGUAAGGGCAAUACUAUCAACCUCUCCUGCUGCUGCCACCGUUGCUCCUCUGUCAAACAUUGAGGGAAGACUGGGGGAGGAAGUAUCUGGGGAAGUGGGGUGGCAUUUUUUUGAACCCUUAAUUUGGUUUAGGAAAUUGUUUUUGAGCCAAACUGAGAGAACCACAGAAAGCAUGUAUAUCUCUAUUGGGAGCAGCUUCACAUAAUGUGCCUUACUCCUAAGUUGAUAGGUGCGCAAAUCUUUGCCGUGUUUCAGCUGUACUUGUGGGAGAGUUUUUGUGAAUGAGAAUUGUAAUACUAGAUGUGUUGGAAUGCUUUUGUUCAUUAUACCACCUUAAAUAUGGUAAGACUUAAUGAAACAAAAGAAAAGCAUUAAGUGGAAUGUAUUCACAUCAAAUAUCCAAUGUCCUAGGCAGACCAACCAGGAGCAAACUUGACAACUGCCCUCACAACAGAUCUCUGUUUGGAUUUUAGAAAACAUUCUUUCAAAAUGGCUACUCAGAGGUGAAGUUUGUCAGCACAUCUAAUUCUUUCUUGAUAACAAUACUGGCUUAAAAUGUUCUUUUUAAAAAUCAUUUGUGAAAUAUUAACAGGCUUGAUUGUCCAUUGGAUUUGGUUGUUUCCUUGCGCAAAACAUGUAGUAUCACAAAAUUAAAAGGACUCAGGAUAGAGAUUGUGGAGGUUUGACUUUGUCUCUAUCUCCCCUUUUAUUGUAGUCAGUGUUGUAUGAUUGUAAAAAAAUAUACUGGAUACUCUAGAAGUGUAAUAUUGGUUUGGUCAAAAUAAUAAUGGAAAGCUGCACAGCAUAUUGUACUGAUGUAAGUAGAACUAUUUGCAUAUAAUGUGAUUUUAUUUAUUGCAUUUCUGUAGAGACAGAAUUCAUGACUGUGGAUAUAACCUCUGUGUGAUGUAUUUUUAUUUCUUUCACAAGUUGCUCGUUUAUUAUUGGUGUCCAUUGACUAUUCAAUGCGUAUAUUUUCUUGUAAACAUUUCAAGUAGUACAGAUUGUCAUAUUCCCAAUUUAUAACAAAAGGCUCCCAUUAAAGAGGCAAAUCUAUACAUUCACCUAUUAAUGUGGUCUAAUGAUCUGUUAAGAGAUUCCUUGCUCUACAACACCGUUCUCCAGCUUUGGGUCCCCAGAUGUUGGCAGACUACAACUCCCAUCAACCACUGUCAAUUUAGCCAAUGGCCAAGGAUGAUGGGGGUUGUAGUCCAGCAACAUCUGGGGGCCCAAGGUUGAACAUACAAUUGUACACUAGCAAACCUGUUUUAAAGGGCCAGAGGGAGAUCUUUCAACUGGAAGACAGUCACUUUUCUAGCACCACCCAAGAAAUCCACAUCUGUGUCACGAACUGAACCCAGACCCAACCAAACAUGUUAUCCUUUAGACGAGGGUUUGAGAACCUGGCUUCCCCUCGAUGUCUGCCGUGAAUGAAAAUCUUGUACUGCAUAGAAUAUUUAAGGACAAUCCAUUCCAUUGUAUAGCAACAAGAGUACACUGUUCACAAUAUACUUUCCUCCUCAGUUCUUCCUGUAGCAAAGACCUACAACACCCAAUAACCUCAUAAUUCCAAAUAUAUGCUGGUCUCAGAUGGGACAGCCAAAUGUUUGCAUUCAGACUUCAUAGCAAAUUGGUACAGAAUACAAAGUGCUGUGGCUAUAAGCCAGGGCAAGGUCAUGUGCCCAGCAAUUUGAUGUUAGUACCAAACAAAAAGAAGACAAAACCAAGCAAAAAUGUGGGCACAUACAUUGUGCCCUUAUUUUCUCAUCUGGUUAAAAGCAUUUUCCACACAUGCCUAGUAGCUUUAGUUUGAAUAGUUCUGUUAUUCUAUCCCUUGCAGGGCUCUAGCCAAUACCAAAACCAGCAGCUCUCCCAAAAUGCUUGUUUGUUUCCUGAAAACAUUCUGGUGUAUUGCAUAUAUACAGAACGAUUUCUGUCAAAAGAGUUAUUAAAAAACAACAACACCCUCAGCCAAUUUGUACAAAUAAGGUGAGAUUUAAAAGCCCAUUGUGUGCUGCUACAGAAGACUUUCCAAAGGGGUCACCAUGUCAGUCUGUUGCCCCUUAAGGUCUUGUGGCUGACAAAUUUUAUUAUGGCAUAAACCUUUGUGGACUAGAGGUGAAUUGCUGUUAACUGCCCAUCUUUCACGAGCAGGUCCCAGGGUGGAUUAUGGAAAUGGACUGCCUUCAAGUCAAUCCCAAUUUAUGGCUACCCUAUGAAUAGGGUUUUCAUUGUAAGCGGUAUUCAGAGGGGAUUUACCAUUGUCUUUCUCUGAGGCUAGUCCUCCCCAGCUGGCACAGUGGCCCUUUGAGGAUUUUUUAAAAAAUUCCUGCUGCUGUUUUAAGUGUUUAUAAUAAUACAGCCACAGAAGUGGCUAUAUACUAUAACCAGUGUGGAUUUUUCACAUUCCGCAGUGUUAAAUUGAAAAUACCCCCAUGCCAUUCUGAUGUUUCCCAUAAGCUCAUUUCAAAACAAAACCUUAUAAAAUGUAUAGUCCUGAACUCAGAAAUGCUUGCUUAACAACACUCUAAAUUUUCAUGGCGAUACACAAAAGAGAGAAUAGAGAGUUCAAAGUCUAAAAAGAGAGGGCAAAAACCCAGAUCCCGUUUGGACUUUUUUCUGUCAGAGUUCUCAUAAUCUGUUGAAAUUCAUUAAAAAUCAGCCAUCUUCACAGAGUACCUGUAAUCCUAAUACUGACCUUGCCCCAUACUCUGACCUUCAUCUUCUGCAGUUUAAAAGUUAAAAAUUGCCUGGCUGAUUUUUAAUUAAUUAAAGAAAUUUUGCAUUGAACUGAGUCAGAGCUUGAAAAAUUACUUUUAAAAAGUAAUAAAUUACAGUUACAUGCAGAGCUUGCAAGUAACUAGUUACAAGUAACGAAUUACUUGUAAUUUAUUAUUUUUUUGAGUAACGAGUGGGUAACUUCAUUACAUUUUGCUGGUAAUAGAACGAGUAGUAACUUCAUUACUUUUGAGGAGUAAUUGUAAUGUU